This is a messenger RNA of Pristis pectinata (smalltooth sawfish), 1512 nucleotides long. It is a transcript of the gene spdya, whose product is annotated as speedy/RINGO cell cycle regulator family member A. Gene Ontology annotation, molecular function: protein kinase binding. Bases 110 to 1036 code for a protein of 308 amino acids. Gene Ontology annotation, biological process: positive regulation of cyclin-dependent protein serine/threonine kinase activity. The record is from RefSeq and is a predicted model, not a curated record. NCBI's taxonomy places the organism in Eukaryota, Metazoa, Chordata, Chondrichthyes, Rhinopristiformes, Pristidae. The transcript is spliced from 7 exons.
CGAGGCUCCUUCCCCUCCUCUUGCCGCUCGAGCCGUCUCGGCGGUCACUGAGGGAGGCGGGAGGCGGGAGCGGGGCGAGGUCCACGUUAGUUCACUUCGCUCGAAAAUUAUGAGGAACAGCCAACUCUGCUGUCAGACUCCACCUUCAAUUACCAUCCGCAUGAAAUCUAUAGGAACAAGGUCAAGCCAGCAAAGGAAAGGCACAAAGCUGAAGCAAGCAUGUGUGCAGAAAGCUCAGAAAAUCCACGGAAAGAAUAUGCAUUUAAUUUCAAAGUCCAAACACAUUCGAGGACCUUGUCUCAUUAUUCAGCGCCAAGAAAUGGCAACUUUCUUCAAAUUAUUUGACGAUGACUUAAUCCAAGACUUUCUGUGGAUGGAUUGCUGCUGUAAGGUCUCUGACAAGUAUCUUUUAGCCAUGACCUUUGUUUAUUUCAAGAGAGCUGGUUUUGAAAUAAGCGAACAAACUAGAAUGAAUUUCUUUGUUGCUUUAUAUUUAGCCAAUACCAUGGAAGAGGAUGAAGAGGAAUACAAGUAUGAAAUCUUUCCAUGGGCUCUUGGAAAGAAAUGGAAGAAAUUAUUUCCAGAUUUCUUAAAGCGGAGAGAUCAACUUUGGGCAAAAAUUAAUUAUAGGGCAGCUGUGAGCAAGCGGUGCUGUGAGGAGGUUAUGGCAAUUGCUCCAUCUCAUUACAUCUGGCAACGAAUAAGACCGCUACACCACAGUGGUGCCAUCAGAAGAUACACCCAAAAUGAAGUCAAAAUACCUCGGGGUCCAUGUUGUACACCUGUUCAUUGUUCGCUCUGUACCCAGAAGGAGGAUUACCUCAGCAUGUAUAUAUCAUCAUCUUCCUCUUGUGAAAGUCUAAUUGUAACCAAGAAAGAUUUGCAACAGAGUAAUUCUGAGCAGCAAACAGAUGACAUGGAGUCCACUAUUUGCUAUCCUACAAUGGACAAUCAAACCAUACAAAAUAGGGGAAGAAAAUACAACCCUGGUGUAAAGGACCGAUCCAUGGACUGGUUUAAUGGAAAUGAGGAGUGAGGAGUGAGGAGACAUUGCAAAUAAUGUUGGAUUCAUGCCACAAAUGUGCUGAAGUGAGGGGGGAAAUCCUACAUUUAAUAAAAUCAGGUCCCUUCUACUGCAAAAAUACUGGAAAUGUAAAACUGAAUGAUUGAUAGUUCCCUGUUAAUAACCAGCAACAAAGGGACCAUUUCUUAACAAGCUCACAGUGACUUUCCAACGUGCACAUUAAGAACAGAAUAUUAAGAAACUCUGCUGAUAUAAAUUAAGAUACAACCCUGUACAAAAUCACUACAAAAAUGAAAUGGGUUUUAAAAACAACUUGUAUUUUCAUGACCAGAUAGUCACCAUCACUGUAGAUGUGGUUAAAAUAUUCUGGAGCUGCACAGUGAUUAUUAGAUUGAAACAGGUAGGUUUGAUUUGGGUCUCAUGCUUGUAAGUUUGAUUGGCAUUUUUCUAUUUUUCAUUUUUAUUGGAUGGUUACUAUUUAAAGUCCU